AUGGGCUCUGGCCACUCCGACUCCACCCUUGCUACCUCAGAGCAGUCCUCGCACAGCGCCCCAAGCGUCGAGAAGCCUACCACGCAGACGAUGAGUCGAUGGACAAGAUCAGAGGGAGAAGAUGUACCGAUUGAAGGAGCUGCCGCUGCGCCGGACUUGUCGCCUAAACGAAGCACCGAAGGAGGUUCUGCCAAUUUACAAAGGUCGCGCUCCUAUGGCAACGGCUACGGCUGUACGGCUUUUAACGAUGAUGAAGGGACUACCAAGGACGCAGAGAAGGGACAAGAUCCCAAUAAGCAGUUCGAAGUUCGGUUCGAUGGUGACUCUGAUCCUAUGAAUCCAAGAUCCUUGAGCAAGACACGCAAGUGGGUGAUCGUGGCCAUUGUAUCCGCCGGCUCAACGUGUGUCACAUGUGCGUCGUCGAUGUAUACGUUAACAUACGGUCAAAUUACAACGGAGUUCCACGUUUCCCGAGUCGUCGCUACGUUGGGACUGAGCUUGUUCGUUAUGGGGUUGGGACUUGGGCCUAUGAUUCUUGGGCCUUUAUCUGAGUUCUAUGGCCGCCGUCCCGUCUACGUUUUUUCAUUUGGAUGUUUCCUGGUUUGGCUUAUUCCUUGUGCGGUGGCAAAGAACAUUGGAACAGAGCUUGUUUCCCGGUUCAUUGACGGUAUUGCGGGCAGUGCUUUUUUGAGUGUGGCUGGGGGCACGGUUGGCGAUAUGUUUGUACGGAAUGAACUGCAAGCUCCAAUGAUGAUCUUCACGGCCUCUCCGUUCAUCGGGCCGCCAAUCAGGCGGUGGACUUUCUAUGUGCUCAUCAUCUGGUCCGCGCUGAUGCUUGGCUUGAUCGUAUUGGGUGUGCCCGAGACCUAUCAUCCGGUCCUUCUUCGUCAUAAGGCUGCGAAGCUACGGAAAGAGACUGGCGAUGAGAGAUGGAAAGCGCCAAUCGAGAUUAUGCAACGCUCGAUCUUGCAGACUAUUUUGCGGUCCUGUUAUCGGCCAUUUUUGCUGCUUACCCUAGAGCCUAUGGUCCUGAAUCUUUGCCUGUUCUCCGCGAUAUUGUUGGGGGUCCUCUAUCUCUUCUUUGGCGCUUUCGAAAUCGUAUUCACGAACAAUCAUGGAUUUGAGCUGUGGCAAGUCGGCCUGAGUUUCACGGGCCUUUUGGUAGGCCAAUUGGUUGCAAUAGGAACGGACCCGCUGUGGCACAACAAUUAUCUUAGGCUAAUCCGGAAAAAAGAAGAGGAAGAUGGGGAGUCUGGGGGUUCAGAACCCGAGUACCGUCUGCCCCCAGCGAUUGCAGGAGGGAUACUCGUGCCAAUUGGCUUAUUCUGGUGCGCAUCAUCUAUUGUCGUAUUUCAAAUCGCAAAUCGCGAGCUGAUCUCGGUGCAGGUUUGCCUGGACCACGUUCGGCCGAAGGAUACGUGA
Letharia lupina is the source of this 1422-nucleotide messenger RNA. RefSeq lists its product as uncharacterized. Gene Ontology annotation, molecular function: transmembrane transporter activity. Gene Ontology annotation, biological process: transmembrane transport. Bases 1 to 1422 code for a protein of 473 amino acids. The record is from RefSeq and is a predicted model, not a curated record. NCBI's taxonomy places the organism in Eukaryota, Fungi, Ascomycota, Lecanoromycetes, Lecanorales, Parmeliaceae. The transcript is spliced from 3 exons.